AUGGAAGAAGAAACCUAAGGAUUAGUCGAGUAGAAAAUUAAAUUAAAUAAUGCAAAAGGAUACAGGAAAAUAGUAUCCCCAAUAUUUAACACAAUAAUGCUCAUUAUUGUAUUCUGUUUAAUUGCCUUUAUGCUUACUAUGAUGAUAUAAUAGUAAAAGCUUACAUAACAUGAUCAAACAUAAUUUCUAUAGAAAUAGUAAAUUAAAAAACCCUUGAUUGACAAUAAUGUUUAUGAAUAUAUCACUUUAGAAAAUGGACUUUCUGUUUUAUUAAUUUAGAAUAACGAUGCAAUCAUUUCAUAAGUGGCAUUAAGUGUAAAAGCAGGAUCCUUUUAAGAACCAGCUAAUUAUGGUGGUUUAGCUCAUUUAUUAGAACAUAUGUUAUUUGUUGGAUCUCAUACAUAUCCAGAUCCUAAUUAUUUUAAUACCUUAAUUUACAACAAUGGAGGAACAAAUAAUGCUUACACAGAUAAUUAUGAAACUAAUUAUUAUUUUACUAUAUAAAAUAGUGCUUUACAUUAAGGUUUAGAUGUGUUUAGUCACUUCUUCAUAGAUCCAAUCUUGGAUUAAAAGAUGGUAGAAAAGGAAGUAAAUGCAGUGAAUAAUGAAUAUGAAAUCAUUACUGAUACUGAUGAAUGGAAAAUUGAAGCUUUAUUAUAGAUAUUAUCAGAGAAAUCACAUCCAUUUAGUUAAUUUUCAAUUGGAAAUUUAAAUACUUUAUUAAAAGAUGAAAGUAAUUUAUCUUAAAUAUAAAUUUGAUAGUAUCCGAAUAGUUGAAACAAUUUUUUAAUUAAGCCUAUUCAUCUAAUUUAAUGUCAUUAGUUGUAGAAAGUAGUUUACCAAUAACUGAACUUAAAACAUAUAUAAAGAGUUUUGAAAAGAUCAAAAAUAAUAAUUUAGUGGAACCAUCAUGUGAAGAUUUUGGAUCUCCAAUCUAAUAUGGAACAUAAUUAAUUUAAUAUAAAUCAAAUUCAGAUGUAAAGAGAGUUUACAUGACUCAUUAAUUGUCUGAUGUUCAAUAAUAAUACAAAACAAAAGCUAUAGAAUUAAUUAAUAAUUUAAUUUAAUCUAGCAAAGGAGUUAAAGAAUAUUUAAUAUAAAAAAAUCUAAUUAUAGAUAUGUCAAGUGGUGUUUUAUUUAAUGAUCAUAAUGGUUGUUUUAGUGUUCUUGCUUUAGAAUUUUAAGUUUAUAAUCUCAAUGAUUAUGAUCAGAUUAUAUAAUCUGUCUUUUCAUAUUAUUUCUAUCUUAUACAGACUUUAUUUGAUGAUUAAGGAGAUACUUUAGUUGAUAAUGAUAAAUUAAGAUCAUUAUAUAAUGAUUAUAAAAAAACAGCAUCUCUGAAAUUCAAUUUUAAAGAAAAUAUUAUUGAAGAUAUUUAAGAGAUAGCUCAUAAUUUAAAUAUAUAUGGAUUUCAUGAUGUUUUAUCUAGAAAAUAUUUGUAUGAAGAUUAUGAUCCUGAAUUAAUAUAUUUUUAUCUUACUGAUUUAUUAGAUAUUGAUAAUUUAAAUGUAUUUUUAGGAGAUUCCUAAUUAAAUCAUCCUGAUGUUUAAUAUGAUAAAGUUAAUAGAAUUAAUUAUGUCUUUUUGGAUAUUCCAGAUUCAAUUAUAUAGAAAAUAUAAACAUAUGAUGAAAUUGAAUAACCUAAAUUCUAAUUACCAUCUAUUCAUAAAUAUUAACCAAAUGAUUUGAAAAUGAAAUCAUUUUGCAAACCUUAUUCAUAAACUAAUUAAGAAGAUCCUUAUGAAGAUUUAUAAAAUGAGAAUAUGCUUAUUUAAAGAAAUUCAGAAAUGGUCUUUUCAAAUGUUGAAGUAAUAAUUGUUUUUAAUCUAAUAAGGAAUGUUUACAAUAUGAACACUAAUAUGAAGAAUUAUAUCCACUUCCUGAAUAUUUAUUUAAAUCAUCAAUUGGAAAAUUAUGGUGGAAAUUAGAUAGAUCUUAUAAAACACCAGCCAUCUUUAUGGGAAUGAAAAUAGAUAAAAUCAAUUUUCAAUUCACUUUAAAAUAAUAAGUAUUAUUAAAGGUAUUUCAAUCAUAUACUUCCACUUUAAUUUCAUAACAUUUAGAAUCAGCCUUUUAAAAUAAUUAUAAUUUUAAAUUUUAAUCAUCACCUAAUCAUAUUAUAUUUAAUAUUUAUGGUUGGAAUGAUAAAUUCUUUGAUUUUAUUGAAGAUUCAUUAACAUUCUUCAUUAAACAAUAAAUCGAUUUAUAAGUUUAUGAUCAAACACUUAAAACUUUGAUUAAUUAAUAUAACCAAGAAUUAUAAAGUCCAUUAUAUUCUCAAAUAAGAAAUCACUUUUUCUUAAAUGUAUAAAAUCAAUUAUAUAUAUUUUUAGACUCUUAUAUAUGGUUACUAUGAACCAAAAUAAAUCUUAUAAGAAUUAAAAAACAUAAAUAUUAAAGAUUAUGAAUAAUUCCAUUCCUAAUUAUUCAAAGGAACAAACUUUUAACUCUAUUUAACAGGCAAUGUACUCAGAGAAGAAGCACUUUCUCUAUUUAAAUCUAUAGAGAAAAAGCUAUUUGGAAAACCAAAACAUUUAGAUUAUAAUCCCAUCUAUUCGAAAAUUCUUAAACUUUCGAAUAAUUAUAUUAUUCCAUAUGCAGCAGAAUCUAAUGAAAAUAAUGGAGCUACAUUUAAUUAUUAUAUUUUUGGAAAUAGAAAUAGAAAAUAAUUUGCCAUAAUGAAUAUUUUGAAAGGAACCUUUGAUAGUUCUGCAUUUAAUUAUUUACGAACUGAUUUACAAUUAGGAUAUUUAGUAUCUGCUAAAUUUACACCUUUAGAAUGUCUUGAUGGAGCAGCAAUUUUAGUUUAAGGUAGUGCUCAAACACCUUAUUAAGUAAAUUAAUAUAUUGAAGAUUUUCUUUAAUUUUUCUAUAAAGAAAUUGAAAAGAUGACAGAUUUUGAUAUUGAAGAAUUAAAAAAAGCAGCUGUAAUAAAUAAAUAUAUAAUAAUUUUAGAUCUAAUAAUUGAGAUAAAAAGAAAAAACUUUAUUUGAAAAAGGAUUAGCUUAUUGGGAUCAUAUUUAAAAUAAUGAUUUCAUAUUUGAAGAAAAAGAAAUUACUAUUGAUUAAAUUGAUCUUCUAAAAAAAGAAGAUAUACUUAAUUUUCUUAAUACUGCCUUUAAGAAGUCAUCUAAAAUUAGUAUACAACUUUAUGGAAAACAUAUGCUAAAAGGAAUGUCUAUUGAAGAAUUCUUGAAAAAUCAAAACCCAAUCAAAAGUUUUUCAGAUCUUGAAGAGAAAAUAUCAGAUAAAGAAAAAAUAAAAGUUGGAGCAAUGUUAUAUUAAUGUUCCUUUAAAUUAGGUUAGAUAUGA
Paramecium primaurelia is the source of this 3312-nucleotide messenger RNA. The record is from the annotation of a GenBank genome assembly. NCBI's taxonomy places the organism in Eukaryota, Ciliophora, Oligohymenophorea, Peniculida, Parameciidae.